This is a messenger RNA of Protopolystoma xenopodis, 477 nucleotides long. Lineage: Eukaryota; Metazoa; Platyhelminthes; Monogenea; Polystomatidea; Polystomatidae. The record is from the annotation of a GenBank genome assembly.
CAAUUUUACAACCCAAUGCCUACCACAGUAGGCAUUCUUGCUCCACCACUUGGGCGCGUCCGCCUUGCUAUAGCCCAACUUCUCGCCAAUCUAGCUGCUAUUUUGCCUUCUCUUCGAUCACGUCCUGUCGAUGCUAUUACCAGUUCAACCGCUUCUGGCUUAAGCUACACCUCACCACAUUCACCUAAAGACCACUCUUCAACUUGUCCUUCGGCGUUUUCCGGCUGCAGGUCAGCUGCGGAGCAGGACGAUUCACUUUCCACAGAUUUAGUUGUGUCGGCCCCCUUGUUAGAUGCGCCUUCUGUCUCCAAAAGUAACACAGAAAACACUUCUUCGAUGGCCCGCUCUGAAUCAUUACGAUGGGCCCUUCUCCACGGCCUCCUUCGAGAAGGUAUUCUGACCACUCUCUUGCUUAUAAAUUUUGGCGUUACUGGUUUCCCUUUCACAAAGACGGCUUUUAUACUCUCAGAUGUUUAA